GACCCGCCAAAAUCUAGGUCUCGCAUCUUCACGAUUUCCGCGACCGCGACUUGCGCCGAAGCAGAAGCCGACCCCCCUCACAGACCGGCACCAUGGCGCCAACAACAGGAAAACGGGUCAAGGGGGUGCAGAUAUACCGACCCUUCGUCUACGGCACGACGGCCAAGCUAUUUGAUGAAAAGACCAACCCCAAACCGCCGGGCGUCCCCGAGGACCACACCCACUCCUGGACCGUCUUCGUCAAGGGCAUCGACGACGUCGACAUCACCUACUGGCUGCGCCGCGUCCAAUUCAAACUCCACGAAUCCAUCCCCAACCACGUGCGAAUGAUCGAAGGCGAAAAGUCCAAACCCUUCACACUCCACGAAACCGGCUGGGGCGAGUUCGAGAUCGCCAUCAAGCUCUACUACGUCGCCGAGUCGGCCGAGAAGCCGCAGACGCUCUACCACCACCUGCGGCUGCACCCGUACGGGCGGACCGAGGAAGAAAAGGAAACGAUGCGGCUCAACGGCGGGCAGGUGAUCUCGUGGGCGUACGAGGAGCAGCUGUUCAACGAGCCGUACGAGCCCUUCUACGAGAUCCUCACGUCCGGCGCCAUGCCCGCGUCUGGGUCUGGGGGAGGGGGUGGUGGUGGUGGUGGUGGGAAUAAGGGUGGGUCGAAGGGCGGUGGUGGUGGGGGGGCGGGGAAGAGUAAGGAGAAGGAGCAGGCGGUCAAGAUGGUGAGGUCGGAAGGGGGGGUGUUGGAGAGGAGCGCGAUGAUCCCGCUGACGAAUCGCCCCGGUCAGCCGUUCAGUAGGGAGACGGAGCAGGUGGAGAUUAAGAAGUUGCAGGAGGCGCUGGUAAAGGUGGAGGAGCUGAUGACCAAGACGAAGGAGGAUGUUGCGGGGAAAGAGAAGCGGUUGAAGGAGCUCAAGGCUGAGGGCGGGAAGUAGUCGGACCCGGUGUUGGAUUUAUACAUGGAUCCUGUGAGAGGAUUGUGAUUUAGCAGCGGCGGGAGUGGGUAUCAAAACAUUGGGCGGCGCAUAUUUCGUUGGUUUUCUCAGCCUGACAGGUAGGGAGGCGUGCAGGCGUUUUGGGUUAGAUCUGGAGGGAAAGCUUGAAUUCGAAGAUGUAGAUACCUACCUACCUAUCCAUGGAACGGAGUGUAGUUUAGGAGAUCGGAGUUGGUGACAGGCACGCACAUCAAGAACGGCAAG
This is a messenger RNA of Chaetomium fimeti, 1196 nucleotides long. Its product is annotated as yeats family-domain-containing protein. NCBI's taxonomy places the organism in Eukaryota, Fungi, Ascomycota, Sordariomycetes, Sordariales, Chaetomiaceae. The record is from RefSeq and is a predicted model, not a curated record. The coding region runs from base 93 to 932 and encodes 279 amino acids. The transcript has 2 exons. Gene Ontology annotation, biological process: regulation of DNA-templated transcription.